AUGUCAUCACAAUCAUCUGAUACUCUCGAGCUCAAAGAAGCCAAUGCCAGUGUGUCCCAGAUAUCCGCUGAGGUUUCAUGCAGCAAUGGGGGCUGGGAUGAUGACCCUCAAAACCCCAUGAACUGGUCGAACGCCUGGAAAAGGACAAUCAUUGCACUGGUUGCCUUCGCCACGUUCAACGACGCCGCAGCUUCAAGCAUUUUCACACCAGGGGUACCACUCGUUCUUGAGGAAUUCCACACCACAAACCCCGCCAUAUCGCCAUUCCUCAUAUCGAUCCAUGUCAUUGGCUUCGCAACGGGACCGCUGCUUUUCUCCCCUCUCAGUGAGAUCUACGGAAGAUGUAUUGUCAUGCAUAUUUCAAACGUAACUUUCUUUUUUUCUUGCAUUCUCUGCGCUCUCAGUGUCAACGUCCCUAUGCUAGCUAUAGCUCGCAUCCUUCUGGGAGUGGCUGGUUCCAUACCCAAUGCACUGGCAGGAGGUUUUGUGGCGGACCUGAUCCCUCUUGAAAGACGGGCGAGCUCGCUCGCCUUGUUGUCUGCCGGGACUCUAUCAGAUGAACUUCUUACAUUAAAUCCAGGCCCGAUUGCAGGCGGUUAUAUGGCACUAAACGUGGGCUGGAGAUGGACAUUCUGGCUCGAAGCCAUCGUGGUUGGCUGCAGCACGAUAGCAUCAUCCCUACUCCUCCGAGAGACCUACGCUCCGGCGCUCCUCCGAAGGAAAGCCGCAAAACUAGGCACGCAAAAACCCCUCAAAGAAAGCGAAAGCCACUGGAAAGCCCUGCGGAGAGGCAUCUCACGACCGAUGAAGCUCUGCCUCUGCUCGCCCAUCGUGAUGAUCAUCUCGCUCUACAACUCCAUCAGCUACACAUACAUGUACUACAUCAUCACCACCUUCCCCACGCUCUUCGGCGAAGAAUACGGCUUCAACGCAGGCGAGGUCGGGCUCGCCUACAUUGCCCAAGGGGUCGGCUGCCUAGUCGGCCAGCUCGUAGUCGGCCGCUUCGCAGACUGGUACAUCCAGCGCCAACGAGCCCGAUACGGCACCACGACGCCCGAAGACAGACUACCCCCCGCCAUCGUAGGGUACGUCGUUCUCGCCAUCGGCAUGAUGUGGUUCGGGUGGUCGGCGCAGGUCCAUGCCCAUUUCAUGGUCCCCAUUGUCGGCUCUGGGGUUGUGGGCUUGGGCAUCGUGGCCGGGUUUCUCGUUGUUCAGUUCUAUAUUGUGGAUGCUUUUGAGGUCUAUGCUGCCAGUGCUUUGGCGGCCAAUAACCUUAUUCGGGCUAUUAUUGCGGCCCUCUUGCCCCUGUCUGGUCCGGCGAUGUAUGAUCGCCUGGGGUAUGGUUGGGGGAAUACUAUUCUCGGUCUCGUGGCGUUGGUUAUUGCGCCGACUCCGUUGUUGCUGAUGAAGUAUGGACGAAAGAUUCGGAUGCGGUGGCUGCUAGAGCUGUAG
Molecule: messenger RNA, 1452 nt
Organism: Aspergillus pseudonomiae
Lineage: Eukaryota; Fungi; Ascomycota; Eurotiomycetes; Eurotiales; Aspergillaceae
Product: MFS transporter
Exons: 4
Coding region: 1-1452 (483 amino acids)
Biological process (GO): transmembrane transport
Molecular function (GO): transmembrane transporter activity
Source: RefSeq, a predicted model, not a curated record